UCUGGUAAAAAGUGAGGUCUGCAGACGCUGGAGAUCACAGUUGAAAAUGUGUUGCUGGUUAAAGCACAGCAGGUCAGGCAGCAUCCAAGGAACAGGAAAUUUGACGUUUCGGGCAUAAGCCCUUCAUCAGGAAUGAGGAGAGGGUGCCAGGCAGGCUAAGAUAAAAGGAUACGAGAAAGGAAGGAACUACAGCCAGAAAUCUCAAAACAAGAUCUGAUAGAGACAAUCAAUUCAUUGGCACGGGAAUAUCAUCAGCCUUUGAAUCUUGCAGGAUAUUUUAAUUCUCUUCUGUCCUGCCUGCUUUGAAAGGUUUCAAAUAUCAGUGAGACUGAGGCACACAGACCUGAGUGAGAGUGUCCCAGUGAACUGACUGUGGGAAGAGCUUCAAUCGGUUACGCAGUCUGACAUAGCAAUACCCCAUUCGCAGCAGCAAGAGAUAGAACACAUUGUGUGUGUGUGUGAGUGGUCUUUCAACUGAUUGUCGAAGCUGGAGAGAGACGAGGAUUCCCAGGUGAUGGAGAAACCGUGGAAAUGUGGGGACUGUGGGAAGGAAUUUGAAUUGCUGUCAUUGCUUGAAUGCCAUCGGCGCGGUCACACCGGGGAGAGACCGUUCGCCUGCUCUGUGUGUGGGAAGGGCUUCACCAACUCGUCCACCCUGCAUAGACACCAGCGGGUCCACACUGGGGAGAAGCCAUUCACCUGCUCCGUGUGCGGGAAGGGAUUCAGUCAGAUCGGCCAUUUGCAGUCACACCAGCGGAUCCACACGGGGGAGAAGCCGUUCAUCUGCUCAGUGUGCGGGAAGGGGUUCACGCGAAUGGGCAACCUGCAGACGCACCAGCGGGUCCACACGGGAGAGAAGCCAUUCACCUGCUCUGAGUGUGGGAAGGGGUUCACUCAGUCAUCUAAACUGCUGACCCACCAGUGGGUACACAGUGGGGAGAGACCUUUCCCCUGCUCUGUGUGCAGGAAGGGCUUCACCAAUUCAUCCGCCCUGUGGAAACACCAGCUUGUCCACACCAGGGAGAGACCAUUCAACUGCUCCAUAUGCGGGAGGGGAUUCACUAAUUCAUCCGACCUGCUGAUGCACCAGCACCUCCACACCGGGGAGUGGCCGUUCACGUGCUCUGAGUGCGGGAAGGGGUUCACCCGUUCAUUUGCCCUGCGGAGACACCAACGGGUCCACACCAGGGAGAGGCCAUUCACCUGCUCUGUCUGCAGGAAGGGGUUCACUCAGUUCUCCAACCUGCAGAAGCACCAGUGGGUCCACGGCGGGGAGAGGCCGUUCACCUGCUCAGUGUGUGGGAAGGGGUUCACUAAUUCGUCCGAUCUGCUGACACACCAGCACCUCCACACCGGGGAGUGGCCGUUCACGUGUUCCGUGUGCAGGAAGGGCUUCACCCAUUCAUCUGCCCUGCAGAAACACCAGCGGGUCCACACCAGGGAGAGGCCGUUCACCUGCUCCGUGUGCGGGAAGGGGUUCACUCAGUCCUCCAACCUGCAGAGACACCAGCGGGUCCACACCGGGGAGAGGCCAUUCACCUGCUCCAUGUGCGGGAAGGGGUUCACUCAGUCCUCCGUCCUGCAGAAACACCAGCGGGUCCACAGGAGAUGACAUUGCACCUGAUGUGGGCUCCUCUACAUCGGGGAGACAGGGCGCCGCCUUGCGAGUCAUUUUAGACAUCUCUUGGACACUCGCACCCACCAACCCCACCGCCCCGUGGCUGAACACUUCAACUCCCCCUCCCAGUCUGUCAAGGACAUGUAGAUCCUGGCUACAGGACGUCUCUGUAGGAGUUCCUUAGGGUAGUGUCCGAGGCCCAACCGUCUUCAGCUGCUUCAUCAAUGACCUUCCUCCAUCAUAAGGUCAGAAGUGGAAAUAUUCACCAAUAGUUGCACAAUAUUGAGCACUAUUCAUAACUCCUCACAUACUGAAAGAGUUCAGUUUCAAAUGCAACACAAUCUUAACAAGAUCCAAUUGGCUGAUGAGUAGCAAGUAACAUACAUCCAAGCAAUGACUCAUCCCUGUUAUGAAGAUGUGGGUGUACUUUGUACUUUAACUUUGAGAGUUAAAAGGCCGCAGGACUACCUGACAGCCUCAAGCAUUCCGAAUAAAGUAACAAUGUCAUACUUGGUUGAAACUGAGAUUAGCUGGGUUGCCUGGAAGCAACAAAUCAGAUUUGAAUUAAGCCAAUUACACUCCAAAAAAUACCAAACCCCAAUCAAGUUUGAAUUUAGUAUAUUGAAAAUCUUAAAAGCCAAUGACACAAUCCAAUUCUUUGGGGGCAUAAGACCAGGGAAAUUGCCAAGCUAACGACAUUUGCAGACUGCCUGGAGAAUACCUCUCUUAAAGGUACCUUUAUCAAUUCGUGACCUGUGAAGCAGAAUCUCCAAGAAGAAGAAAAGAAGACACAGGAAGAUCCAAAUAGAACAGUUGGCUGGUUUUAAAAACUUGAAUUUUUGGUAAAUCUCAAUUGAGAUGUUUUAUUGGAUAAGUACUAUAGAAGGGAAGGUAAAAAACAGACUAGAAGAAGAAGUUGUAAAUAGUUGUU
Messenger RNA from Hemiscyllium ocellatum (epaulette shark), 2549 nucleotides. RefSeq names its product zinc finger protein 239-like. The coding region runs from base 515 to 1612 and encodes 365 amino acids. The transcript has 2 exons. Gene Ontology annotation, biological process: positive regulation of reciprocal meiotic recombination. Gene Ontology annotation, cellular component: nucleus. Gene Ontology annotation, molecular function: histone H3K4 methyltransferase activity; recombination hotspot binding; histone H3K36 methyltransferase activity. The record is from RefSeq and is a predicted model, not a curated record. Lineage: Eukaryota; Metazoa; Chordata; Chondrichthyes; Orectolobiformes; Hemiscylliidae.